Molecule: messenger RNA, 2009 nt
Organism: Paramisgurnus dabryanus
Lineage: Eukaryota; Metazoa; Chordata; Actinopteri; Cypriniformes; Cobitidae
Gene: eif3jb
Product: eukaryotic translation initiation factor 3, subunit Jb
Cellular component (GO): cytoplasm; eukaryotic translation initiation factor 3 complex
Molecular function (GO): translation initiation factor activity
Source: RefSeq, a predicted model, not a curated record
UGAGCCGACUCGUGUGCUCUGGUAUCCCGGUGUCAUGAUGAAGACCGAGAGAGCGUGUACAUCAGCGCACAUGCUUUCCCUCAGCUAAUACUUUAACUAACUCACACUUAGCCAAGAUGGCGGAUUCCUACUCUUGGGACGCUGACAACUUCGAGCCGAUUGAGCCGGUCAGAGACGCCGCCGGGCGGCUUGAUAGAUGGGAAGGCGAGGACGAGGAGGAAGACGUGAAGGAUAACUGGGAUGAAGAGGAGGAGGAGGAGGAGGAGAAGAAGAAGGUAGAAGAGAUCAAACCAGUUGUGAAACCACCUGAAAAGAAGAAAUUGAGUGCAAAAAUAAAAGAGAAAGAAAACUUGCAAAAGAAAAAGCAAGAAGAGUUGCAAAAUAAUGAAACAGAAAUAAAUGAAAAUCUAUCGCCGGAGGAGCAGCUUGCAGAAAAGCUUCGAGUGCAGAAGCUGCAGGAGGAGGCAGAUCUGGAGUUGGCCCGUGAGGCUUUCGGUGUCGAUUCUGUUAAUAAAACAAACAAUGUCUCUGGAAUUGAAGCCAUGUGCCCCUCAUCCAAAGAAGAUUUUGUUGCGUUUGAAAAAUUACUGAAAGAUAAGAUAACACAGUUUGAAAAAUCAGUGCAUUAUUCCAGCUUUUUGGAGUCACUGUUUAGAGACCUUUGCAUUUCGUUGGAAUUAGAUGACCUGAAGAAAAUAAGCAGUGCUUUGUCUGUUCUGCUCAGUGAAAAACAAAAACAAGAAAAGGCAAAGAAUGCAAACAAGAAAAAGAAGAAGGGUGUAGUGCCCGGUGGUGGUUUGAAAGCAAACAUGAAAGAUACCUUUGAUGAUUAUGGUGCUCUUGAUGGUGGCUACGGCAAUGAGUAUGAUGACUUCAUGUGACAAAGGUUCAGUGUCCCCCUUUCCAUUCCCACAAUGCUCAAACGCCCCUGCAGACAUGCAGCAGUACCCUAUCAUGCUUCUCAGCGCCAUUUUGGAGUAAAAUGGACAAUGUGUCAACCCUUUUUACUUGGUUUUAAGUGGUGACAAACUUUUCAUAAAGCUGCUAUCACCCUACUGGUGACAAAUGGGCAAAGCAAAUUUAUUAAGAUGGCCUUGAAAUCUUAUUUUAUAUCUUCAAAACAGAGACUUUAUGAUACGGACAAUUUUGGUGGAGGUGUCUCCUUUCAUUGUCCUUCAAUGCCUUAGGAAACUUUGUAAAAAAUGUGUUUUUGUUUUGGUUGAAAGUGACUUGGUUUUUUAAAGCUGUGCAAUUUCAGUUACACAAAAGUAAAUGUGAUGCUCUAUGCAAGUUCAUUUCUUUUAAGAAUGAUUGUGUGAUUUAUCCACAGUUGCAAACAGAAACACAGCAUUAGAUUUCCAAACUUAAACCAGAUGAACGUAAUUUAUCAUUUACAAUCAGAAGUUGAAAGUUUGCCAUUGCUUUUAGUUUAAACAGUGAUAUUUAACAGAGGUGGUGGCACAUUGAUUAAAUGAUGGAUCUGAACACUUGCAAAGUGAAAGUAAAACUUCACUAAACAGCUUGACUCUGUUGAACCCUGAUCAUGCCAUAUGAGCAACAAAGCACAUUAGAAUAAUGCAACUUUUUAGUUUUCCUCAAGUAUUUUAAAAGAAACUAGUAUUGUAGCACCCAAUCAGAUAAUGAUGCUCAAAAUAUGAGUACAUAUUUGCUCCUGAUGGUGGAUUAAUACUAGGUAAAGUCAAGUUAAUGCUUUCUUUUGACCCUAGCAGUGUGUAUAGAGUAAAAAUAAAUUCAAGCUUUUACUUGGACAAAAUGUGACAGUGAUACUACAAAGGCAGCGUUUCUUUUUUUAUUAAAGAAUGAAAUUAAUAAAGUCAUUGGUCUAAAUGAAUCACAUGGUAUUUUUGGAAAAAGUUAGAAAAAGUAAAAAAAAAUGUUUUUAGAUUAGUAAAUGACAAAUGUCACGUUUGUUUGAGUGAAAGUGAGAUGUUUAAAUGCAUUGUCUUUGAUAAUCUGAAGUAUGCAAUAAAUAUUAUUUACAAUUUCAA